This is a messenger RNA of Drosophila sulfurigaster albostrigata, 654 nucleotides long. Its product is annotated as transcription initiation factor TFIID subunit 1-like. The transcript has 2 exons. The coding region runs from base 116 to 547 and encodes 143 amino acids. Gene Ontology annotation, biological process: transcription by RNA polymerase II; RNA polymerase II preinitiation complex assembly. The record is from RefSeq and is a predicted model, not a curated record. Gene Ontology annotation, cellular component: transcription factor TFIID complex. NCBI's taxonomy places the organism in Eukaryota, Metazoa, Arthropoda, Insecta, Diptera, Drosophilidae. Gene Ontology annotation, molecular function: RNA polymerase II general transcription initiation factor binding; TBP-class protein binding; histone acetyltransferase activity.
CGCUGUCAUUUGCUCUGAAAAUUGGAGUAGUCACGUUGCAAAGAAAUUGUCUAGCUAACUGGAAAAUUAAUUUAAGUUGCUUACAGAUUUAGGUGGUAAUAAACAGCUACAAAGUAUGUCGAUGCCAAAGAGUUCUGCGACCCACAACACAGAUCAGAUUGCAUUGUCAUACCUCUUGGACAAGGUGCACGAUGAUAUUCUCGUCUCAACUGAUAGCUUUCACUUUCGAAAACCAAUGAAAAAUAAUGGAGUUCAGAAACACAUGGAUUUGCAAACUAUUGGACAGAACAUCGUGAAUCAAGUUUAUCAGAGUCGGGCCGAUUAUUUGCAGGACAUUCAAAAGAUUGUGGACAACUGUGUGAAAUGCAAAGGUGACGAUGCAAAACACACGAUCUACGCCAGAAAUAUGUUGGAGCAUGCGCGCAUUAAGAUGAAGGAGUCGGAGCAUUUCUUCAUUCAACUUGAGGCUAACAUUGUGCAACAUCUGAAACAAGCAAAGGCUAAUUUCGCUGAAUGCGGGUACGACUCUGAUACUGAUAGCGAAUAAUAACAAUAAGUUAAUAUGCUGGAAAAUGUAAGGGUAUUAUUGGGAGAUUAUUGGCUACUUUAUCUCAGUUAUCAAAUCUAAUAUUUCUGAUUGUAUAUAAAUAUAUA